UCCUUCAUCAUGCUACAACACGCCCAAAUGUCUCAUGCCUUUCAGUCGACGGCCACUGGCGUAAGCGUUUUAGAGGAUUUCUCAAGAGCAUGCCAUGUUAACAUCGUUCAGGGCCGGACAUAUCAAAUCUCAAAACUGCCAGAGCUUGACUACGCUAUCGAUGUGAAAAUCUUUCGCGAUAUUCUGGAGUUGGACGACGAAGACGAACAAUACUUCACUCGCUCAUUAGUGUGUGAUUUCUUUGCACUUGCCCAAAGGACCUUUGCGGAGAUGGAUGCAUGCCUGUCAAGCCAAGAUGUCAAGCAACUUUGGAGCAAAGCCCAAUUUCUCAGAGGCCCAAGUGCGACAUUGGGCAUCUACAAAGUCCAGUCCACUUGCGCGCGGAUUNNGGAGCAAAUGACAGCGGUUGCCGACACAUUUCAAGCCGAGGGAGAAUCGAAAACAACGCUAUGCAACUCGUCAAGGAUCUUAUUGGAACAAGCCAAGCAACAGUUCGCCGAGGCAGAAGUUGCCCUACGGCGUUUCUAUGGGAUGGAUUGA
This is a messenger RNA of Aureobasidium musti, 540 nucleotides long. The record is from the annotation of a GenBank genome assembly. NCBI's taxonomy places the organism in Eukaryota, Fungi, Ascomycota, Dothideomycetes, Dothideales, Saccotheciaceae.